Dendroctonus ponderosae (mountain pine beetle) is the source of this 2654-nucleotide messenger RNA. RefSeq names its product tumor necrosis factor alpha-induced protein 8-like protein (gene sigmar). Gene Ontology annotation, cellular component: cytoplasm. The record is from RefSeq and is a predicted model, not a curated record. Lineage: Eukaryota; Metazoa; Arthropoda; Insecta; Coleoptera; Curculionidae. Gene Ontology annotation, biological process: regulation of apoptotic process. Bases 500 to 1081 code for a protein of 193 amino acids. The transcript has 6 exons.
ACGCAUUGAUGUUCCCUCUCCCUAAAUUUCUUCAAUUCACAUUUUUUUGCUGUUUUGCGCGGCUACCGCAGACUAGUGGAAGGUAUUUAUUUGCUUCUUCAGUAACGGGCUAUUUGAACACAAUUUGUUCAUAAAAUCCACAUCGGUUCAACCGCUAUUCAGCUACAGCUUUUUCCGUAAAGCUGCGCUCAACAAUCCAUGGUUCCCAGUGCCGAUUCAAAAAUAUCAAUAAUUUGUCAUGUUUUCUUCUGUGUUGUCAUAGCAACCGGAUUUGUUUAGUUAAUUGAUGAUACAACCGGAAAGUCCAUAAGUUAAUAAUUCACUGCCAGAACUAAGAAGACUAUUCGCAAUCAAGUCCAAAAUGUCAGCUAUGGUGGAAUUGGAAUGUUGGCUGGUAUAUCAAUACGUAGCUACAGAAUGUUCUCAUUGCCUUUAGGCUUUUUUAUAAUUUCACUCCUUAACACACGCCAAGUUUCGAGAAUUUCAAGGAAUCGUUUCAAUGAGGAAACCAGUCAUGACGGAGAGCACGUUCAAAGCGCGAGAUAUUGGGCUGAGAGCCCAAAAGAAGAUCUUGAGCAGAAUGGCCGGAAAGAAUAUAGCAAAAGUAUUCAUAGACGAUGUCACUGCCUCUCUUUUGGAUAACCUUUAUCGGUUAGCCAAACAAUACUCAAACAAUAAAAAAGAAGCCGAAAAGCUGAUAAAGAACAUCAUAAAAGUGGUAAUCAAAUUGGGCGUUUUGCACAGGAACAAUUUGUUAACUGAUGAAGACCUUAGGUUUGCCGAAAAAUUCAAGAACAAAUUCAGAAUGGCCGCAAUGACCAUCAUAUCCUUUUACGAAGUGGACUUCAGUUACGAUCGAAACUACUUGGUGCAAGUAUUGGGCGAUUCCCAAAAAAUUUUGCAAUCAAUUAUUUGCAGGCACUUGACCGACAAGUCGGUGAACAGGGUGGAAAGCGUGUUUUCCUUCUUUGGAAAUGAAAGGUUCUUGGAUGCCAUCUUCAAAAGGGACAGCGAGUACCGAGAGGCCCUAGGAAGAGUGGUAAAUGAUCUGAAUAAGGGUAUUGAAAACGGCGACCUUUGAACGAUCGGUUUGCAGUAUUUUUUCAAGUAGUUUAUGAAAGAGAAAUGUGGAGUUUUAUCAGUAAACCGAAUUAACUAGGAAAACGUAACUAUUUUGGUUCCGGACUUAUUUAGGUCACGCAUUAUUUAUUGAGGAAAGUAUUUUGGGUUGGAAAUUGAGGACAGGAAUUGUGCCUUACAUUAUUUUAUAAAAAGUAGUUUCAAUAAGAAAUUCAUUGAUAAAGUCCAGACUUCUCUUCUCAUUUGCUAUGUACUAAUUUAUGUGAUUUACUAUUUUAUUUACUUAACAUAAGUGGAGUAGUGAUUAUACUUGUUAGCAUGUUAUAAAAUGUGGUAUUUAGUUUUACUAUUAAGCCAUUUACUAGUCCAGCCUAAGAAUUAUACUUGACAUAUUAAGAUUAAUUUUGAUGACUCCAGAGUCAUACAUUUUCCUAUUAAGAUAUUAAAGCUUGCCUAAUUUGACUACCUGCCUUGCCUAUUGAUCUUGUCUUUUUUAAUGUUUACCAUUCAAUAAUUAUUUAUAUAUGUAUACAUUUAAGCACUUGUAAUAUUAUUAUUGAACAACUCAGGAAUGGAUAUUAAGAGUUAGUAUUGACUAUUAAAAUUGACCUUUAGUGUUGUACUCAUAGGAAAAGGUAUCUCAUCUGCAUAUUUAAAUGUGCAUAAUAAAUACAUAUAUUAAUUGGGAACAAAAAUUUACCUUCAACAAAGUAAAGUAUGUGUAGCAAUAAAACUGUGAACCGUUGCUGUACAUGUAUUUAUGUGACAUAGAAGUGGGAGCUAAGAUUAUUCAUUAGGUAUUUGUAAAGCGCCUUCAGACUGCAAAUUAAUACCAUAGCUGUACAAUGUCUUAUUAUCAAAGAAACGCUUUCUAAUAUCUUAGCUCUCACAUUAGUCUGCUUAUUUGUUUGACAAUUAAUUAAUAAAAUUGAUAAUUAAAGGGAAGUUAUACACAUCAGUUUUCUUGAACAUGAUAAAAACUAUCAUAUUUUUACAUAAAAUAGAUCUAAACAUUGUAUUUUAUACUGUAACCUUACUAUACAUAUACAUUCACAAUUGCGAUAAAUUUAAUUGAGGCAAAAACUAUCACUUUUUAUAUAUGAAAAAAAGGGUACUCAAUAAUGUUUAGGUAUGGCUUAGUUUAAAUAAUCAAAUCUGGCAUAUAAUAUAAAUACACUUAGAUAUUAUCAAUAUGUACAUUAACAUCUGGCUUUUUUAAGCCUGGGAAUAUUUAACAUUCCAGACUAUUUGCACAGGAAAUAUUUAAACUGGUUAGACUUUUGCAAAUCAAGCUUUAAAGUAUUUUCCAAAAUAUUAAGUCAUUCAGGCAAAAUAUGAUGCCCUUAAAUAAAAUAACUAUUUAUUAUUUAUCAUUAUCAAGUCUAUUGUCAUUAUCAAGUCUAUCAUCACCGCGUAUGUCUAGUUUUACAACUGUAGCCUUAUGUUAAGCAAUGUAGACCCAAAAGCCAUAUGAACAGUGAAUCUUUUGAUAUCUUGCCUAGCAAAAUUUAAUUGUUUAGAGCUGAGAAAUGUUGAACUAUUUGUUUGUACAGUAAUAAAUGUUUUUAAAAUUG